CAUGGACGGGGAGCGCGGGGCGGCGCUGGGCCCUGAGGAGCCCAACGGGGCGGCCCCGGCCCCGGCCCCGGCCCCGGCCCCGGCCCGGCGGCGGCAGCAGCAGCAGAAAGCGGCCAAAAAGCGAAAGGAAGCGGCGGCAGUGGCGAUCCCGCGGGGCAGGCCCAAGUCUGGGCGGGUGUGGAAGGACCCGGGCAAGAAGAGGUUCUCCCACAUGGUCCAGGACAAGGCCCUUCGCACCUCCUGGGCACGGAAGAUGAAGGAACGGCAGGAGAAGAAGCUCGUCCAGGACCUGGCACGGCAGCUGCAGGAGGGGAAGCAGAGAGAGCGAGAGGAGAAGAAGCGGCGACGGGAGGAGAACCUGAAGCGGCGCCUGGAGAACGAGCGAAAGGCGGAGAUCGUCCAAGUGAUCCGGAACCCGCUGAAGCUCAAGCGAGCAAAGAAGAAGCAGCUGCGGCGGGUGGAGAAGCGGGAUACGCUGGCCCUGCUCCAGAAGACACCCGUACAGCGCAAAGUGGCCACGGAAUGAGAUGGAGGACAGGGCACUGUGAUGCCCGGCACAUGCAGCCGCGGUUUUUGCAGGUCCUGCUCCUCUCCUGCGGUGCUUCCUUGGCUCAGCGGGCAGGAGUCGCUGCCUGCGACCUUGGUGUUGGACAGACAGAAGGACAAGAGCUGUGAUUUGCCCGAACCCGCUGCUGGAUCCCCCUUGUCCCAGGAAGUCGGGGUGUUGCUGGCAGCUGGAAGAACUGUUUCACCUGCCCAAAUUGACAUUUUUUCUAUAUAAAACUGAAUAGAAUCUGA
This is a messenger RNA of Cuculus canorus (common cuckoo), 798 nucleotides long. RefSeq names its product coiled-coil domain containing 86 (gene CCDC86). Lineage: Eukaryota; Metazoa; Chordata; Aves; Cuculiformes; Cuculidae. The transcript is spliced from 4 exons. The record is from RefSeq and is a predicted model, not a curated record. Bases 2 to 526 code for a protein of 174 amino acids. Gene Ontology annotation, cellular component: nucleolus.